AUGGAGUCAGACCCCAAGCCCAAAAGGGCUCCGCGUAAGCAUGUCACCACCGCUUGCGUUCCUUGUCGUGAGAGUAAGAUCCGAUGCGACGGAGCGACUCCCCAUUGCCAUAACUGUGAGCGAAAAGGCAAGGAAUGCAAAUACCAACAUGGGGACGACAAAAGGAAAGUGUCACUGCGAGCGGCGACAGAGCUCUUUUCCGCCCGAAUCGACCAACUGUGUCAGUUUAUAUACGAUCACGGGCUGGAACCACCCCUGAUGAACCCCGAGGAUGAGUCGGGCAUCAACAGAGUAUUGGAUACGCUUCAGAUUCCUCGAGGGUUGGCGAAACGCACGGAUUCUCAGAGCAGGCAACAUGCGCGCUCGCAAUCGGCCGCCACGCCGUCGCCGGCUCAAGAUACACCCGCCCCGUCUACGUUCGAUAGAAGGAUAGAUUCGAUUGAAAGUGUGGCCGGGGUUCCCUCUCCCGCGCAGAACGCAUUCCCUUCUGCGCACACAAUUCUUCCCGCGACCGAGAAAAGCCAGGAGACGAUGAACGCGCUCGGAGCUCAUCCUGGCUUGUCAAGCCACUAUCCGCCGCCAAGUUGGGGGUUCACUCUUCCCACAGCGGAGAGCCUCGACACUAUCUACGCGAAUAUCAAUGGCGCACCAAACGGUUCACAUGAGAAUAGUCUCAGUCCCGACAGCUUCCACUUGUCCCAAGAUAUGCAACAGCAACCCGGUGUGCUGUUGGGGCAAACAUGGAAUAAUAGGGAUUAUGACUCGGACAGCGGGGAAGAAGACGAGGCUGAAAAGGAUGUCAUCGAGCAGAUCUCGAAUCGAAUCGGCACGUUGAAAAUUGCCGGGGAUGGUCAUUUGCGCUUCUACGGGGCCACUUCGAACCUGAACUUGGUGGAUGUCUCGGCUACGCAGCAACGUCAACGCCCUGACGCGCGCACUGUUCGUCAUGACGGACAGGAUAUCCUGAAUCACCUGCGCGUUGGACAGCCUGUGGAUCAAGCUCUUGAGGAUCAUCUCGUGGAGCUGUAUUUUACAUGGCAGAACCCAAGCACUUAUGUCGUGGAUAAGGAGAUGUAUAUGAUUGCCAGGUCGAAGUGGCGUAAUGAGCUUGACGAUACUCCAUUCUACUCGGAGGUUCUUACAAACGCAAUGUGCGCCAUCGGUAGUGCCUUCGAGGCACGGUAUCAUCCGACCUUUAUCACUUUCCCCAAGUCAUUAUCCGAAUUCUUUGCAGACAGAGCCAAGGCUCUGCUUGAAAUUGAGUUAGACUCGCCGUGUGUCGCCACAGUACAGGCACUCGUCAUCUUGAGUUGCCAUGAAGGAUCAUCUAACCGCGAUGCGCGUGGUUGGCUGUAUAGCGGAAUGUCCAUGAGGCUUGCAUUUGACCUUGGGUUACACAUUGACAUGACGCCGUAUGUGGAAAAGGGAGACAUCAGCGCUUUUGAAGCCGAUGUACGGCGAACAGCGUUCUGGGGGAGCUACACAGCGGAUCACUUCUGGGGUUUCUACCUAGGUCGACCGUUCCGGAUGAACGCGGGCGAUAUCACCGUUCCGAAACCUGCGUCGGGCCUGGGAAUAGGGAAAGAAAGCACAUGGUACCCAUACGGACUACCAGGGGAUCUAGAACCUUCGAAAAAUGGGGUUAGAAAUCCCAACGAACUUGUAAGCAGACAGUUCGCUGUCCUCUGGGAGCUAAUCUCUCCCGUUGGUCAUAUUCUGUAA
Aspergillus melleus is the source of this 1722-nucleotide messenger RNA. Its product is annotated as transcription factor domain-containing protein. Gene Ontology annotation, molecular function: DNA-binding transcription factor activity, RNA polymerase II-specific; zinc ion binding; DNA binding. Gene Ontology annotation, biological process: DNA-templated transcription; regulation of DNA-templated transcription. The transcript is spliced from 6 exons. NCBI's taxonomy places the organism in Eukaryota, Fungi, Ascomycota, Eurotiomycetes, Eurotiales, Aspergillaceae. The record is from RefSeq and is a predicted model, not a curated record. Bases 1 to 1722 code for a protein of 573 amino acids.